AUAACAAUGGUAAGCGCCAACUGUACAAUUGAAGACUCCUUUAAGUACACUUUAUAUGGAUGUAUGUUCAGUAUGGUAUUUGUCCUCGGUUUACUAUCAAACUGUGUUGCUAUAUACAUUUUUACCUGCGCUUUAAAAGUGCGAAAUGAAACUACAACUUACAUGCUCAAUUUGGCAAUAUCAGACCUACUUUUUGUGUUCACGUUACCCUUCAGAAUCUAUUAUUUUACAACAAAGGACUGGCCCUUUGGGGAUGUACUCUGCAAGAUUUCGGUCAUGCUGUUUUAUAUAAACAUGUACGGGAGCAUUUUCUUUUUGACCAGUAUAAGCUUUGAUCGCUUUUUAGCUAUCGUGUACCCGUUUCGUUCUAAAACUGUGCGGACAAAAAGAAAUGCAAGGAUAGUCUGUGUUGCAAUUUGGAUGACUGUGAUAGCAGGAAGCGCGCCAGCAAGCUUCUUCCAGUCUACCAACGCUCGGGUCAGCACAGAAGGAUUGAAACAAAACACAUGCUUUGAAAACUUUUCUGAAGAGACCUGGAAAACCUAUCUUUCAAGGAUUGUUAUCUUCAUUGAAACUGUGGGAUUUUUAAUCCCGCUGAUUCUGAAUGUGACUUGCUCUACAAUGGUUUUAAGGACUUUGAAUAAGCCAAUUACAUUACAUCGGAAUAAAUUAAGCAAAAAGAAGGUACUCAGAAUGAUCUUCGUCCAUCUGAUGAUAUUCUGCCUCUGCUUUGUACCUUAUAACAUUACUCUAAUACUUUAUUCGCUCAUGAGGACACAAACAUGGAUUAACUGUUCAGUUAUUACAGCCAUUAGGACUAUGUACCCGAUCACUCUGUGCAUUGCAAUUUCAAACUGUUGUUUUGACCCUAUAAUUUACUACUUUACUUCAGAAACUAUUCAAAAUUCAAUAAAAAUUAAGAACUGGUCAACUAGAAGAUACGAUUACAGAUUAUCUGAAAAAGUUUCUGACACAUUCAUUCAACAAGGACUCCAAACCUUAACAGCAAAAACUUUUGACAAUGAAUCUACAAUAUGA
This is a messenger RNA of Euleptes europaea (tarantolino), 1038 nucleotides long. It is a transcript of the gene LPAR6, whose product is annotated as lysophosphatidic acid receptor 6. The record is from RefSeq and is a predicted model, not a curated record. Gene Ontology annotation, cellular component: membrane. Bases 7 to 1038 code for a protein of 343 amino acids. Gene Ontology annotation, molecular function: lysophosphatidic acid receptor activity. The transcript has a single exon. Lineage: Eukaryota; Metazoa; Chordata; Lepidosauria; Squamata; Sphaerodactylidae. Gene Ontology annotation, biological process: positive regulation of Rho protein signal transduction; phospholipase C-activating G protein-coupled receptor signaling pathway.